AGAAGAUAGAGGGAGUAUCUACUCCAUUUAAACUGGGUUUUUGUAAUCUCUAUAACAUACUGUAAAUUAGAAUUGGCAUUUAAAAUUUAUAAAUAGUACGGCCGCGGCUUGAUGAUUUUGGAUAUUGAUAGACCAACGCCGCAUUCACGACUACUACUUAUCAUCACUUCUCACUCGAUCUGAUCAUCAUUCAUUUCUUACUGCCAUGGAAGAGGAGGAGGCGCCGCUGCUACUCGGCCGCGAAUGCCCUGCGCGGGAGGUUUUCGUGGACGAGCUGAAGAAGGUGAGCUACAUAGCGCUGCCAAUGGUGGUGGUCACCGUCUCUCAGAUUCUGCCUCGCGUCGUCUCCAUGAUGAUGGUCGGCCACCUCGGCGAGCUCGCCCUCUCCGCCGUCGCCGUCGCCACCUCCCUCGCCAACGUCACCGGCCUCAGCCCCCUGUUUGGGAUGGCUAGUGCACUCGAAACCUUAUGCGGGCAGGCCUUUGGAGCAGGGCAUUAUGAGAAGCUAGGACUUUACACCAAUGCUUCAAUUGUAUGUCUUCUUCUAGUCUGUUUACCACUCUCUCUUUUGUGGAUCUUUAUGGAAAAACUGCUGAUAUUUAUCGGUCAAGAUCCUUCGAUUUCUCAUGAAGCCGGCCAUUACGCUAUAUGGCUUAUCCCCGCGUUAUUUGGUUAUGCUAUUCUCCAAGCACUGAUACGAUACCUGCAAACACAAAGUUUGAUCGUUCCAAUGGUUUGGAGCUCUAUCGCAGCGCUUUUUUUCCAUGUACCUGUUUGCUGGGUUUUAGUGUUCAAGGCUAACCUAGGCACUGCAGGGGCAGCGUUAGCGAUCGGCUUAUGUUAUUGGUUCAAUGUGAUUUUACUUCUUUUGUAUGUCAACUACUCUUCGACUUGCAAGAGAACCCGUGCACCAUUUGAUAAAAGCAUCUUAUCGGGUAUGAGGGAGUUUUCGCGCUUUGCUGUCCCUUCCGCUGUCAUGGUCUGCCUUGAAUGGUGGUCUUGUGAAAUAUUGGUAUUGCUCUCUGGUCUUUUGCCUAAUCCGCAACUUGAGACUUCAGUUCUUUCGUUAUGCCUCAUGAUUGCUUCGUUGCACUACUUCAUCCCGUAUUCCGUUGGUGCUGCUGCAAGCACGAGAGUUUCAAAUGAACUUGGGGCAGGGCGCCCAGAGAGGGCUCGAGCUUCAGUUUAUGCUGCAGGCUUUCUUUCGACAGCUGAGGCGAUACUUGCUUGCACAUUCCUCCUCAGCCUGAGUAAUAUUGUGGGGUACGCAUUCAGUAACGAGAAAGAAGUUGUCGAUUAUCUCAGAGAGCUUGUUCCAUUCAUUUGCCUCUUACUUGCAAUGGACUGUAUCCAAGCAGUGCUUUCAGGAGUGGCAAGAGGUUGUGGAUGGCAGCAUCUGGGCGCUUACGUGAAUCUUGGAGCGUAUUAUCUGGUCGGACUACCAGCAGCGGUUACUUUGGGUUUCGUGUUUCAUUGGCGGGGAAAGGGUCUAUGGCUCGGGCUGAACAUGGGAUCGAUAGUGCAAUCAACGUUGUUAUGCUUGGUGACAUGUUCAACCAACUGGAGGAAACAGGCAUCAAUGGCUCGACAACGAAUUUUUGAGGGCACAACGGCUCCGGGACAUGAAAAGGUUUUAGUAUGAAAGUCUUCAUUACUAUUUGCUAUGUCCACCAAACUUGGACAUUGUUACACCUCCAAAGUAAAUGGAGUAAGAUAUAUGGAAGUAUAUUUUUAGGCAUUGGGGGUUCAGGUUUCUAUAAAAAGGGUUUCUAGAUUGGUUAUCAGUUUCCAUUAGUUUUUACUAAAAGAUCGAUUAUAAUUUCUGUACUGAUAUUCAAUUUUUUAAAUAUUUUUAUGUUACUCUUCAAUUGUGCA
This is a messenger RNA of Salvia splendens (bonfire salvia), 1875 nucleotides long. RefSeq names its product protein DETOXIFICATION 14. Gene Ontology annotation, cellular component: membrane. NCBI's taxonomy places the organism in Eukaryota, Viridiplantae, Streptophyta, Magnoliopsida, Lamiales, Lamiaceae. The record is from RefSeq and is a predicted model, not a curated record. Gene Ontology annotation, biological process: xenobiotic detoxification by transmembrane export across the plasma membrane. The transcript is spliced from 7 exons. Gene Ontology annotation, molecular function: antiporter activity; xenobiotic transmembrane transporter activity. Bases 206 to 1642 code for a protein of 478 amino acids.